UUCACUCUUUCCCAAAGCUAAAACACUCAUAAAGCUAGACAAAAAUUUCAUUUUUCUUUUUAUUAUCAUGGCCUCAUUUUCUCCUCCCUUGAAAGAUGAGCUAGACAUUGUAAUACCCACAAUUAGAAACUUGGAUUUUUUAGAAAUGUGGAGGCCAUUUUUUCAACCAUAUCAUCUCAUUAUUGUUCAAGAUGGUGAUCCCUCAAAAACAAUUAUGGUCCCUGAUGGCUUUGAUUAUGAACUCUACAAUCGCAAUGAUAUAAACAGAAUCUUGGGUCCAAAGGCUUCUUGCAUUUCCUUCAAAGACUCUGCUUGUCGUUGCUUUGGUUAUAUGAUCUCCAAGAAGAAAUAUAUCUACACUAUUGACGAUGAUUGCUUUGUAGCAAAGGAUCCAAGUGGAAAAGAUAUCAACGCAUUGGAACAGCACAUAAAGAACCUUCUGUGCCCAUCAACUCCUUAUUUCUUCAACACACUGUACGAUCCAUUCAGAGAUGGAGCUGAUUUUGUGAGAGGAUACCCUUUUAGCCUUCGUGAGGGUGUCCCAACAGCAGUGUCUCAUGGCCUAUGGCUCAACAUCCCUGAUUAUGAUGCACCUACACAACUUGUCAAGCCUCUUGAGAGGAACACUAGGUAUGUUGACAUGGUGUUGACAAUCCCAAAGGGUACUCUGUUCCCAAUGUGUGGUAUGAAUCUUGCAUUUGAUCGUGACCUUAUUGGGCCUGCUAUGUACUUUGGACUCAUGGGAGAUGGCCAGCCCAUUGGACGUUAUGAUGAUAUGUGGGCUGGUUGGUGUUGCAAGGUAAUAUGUGAUCACUUGGGAUUAGGAAUCAAGACUGGAUUACCCUACAUCUAUCACAGCAAGGCUAGCAAUCCAUUUGUGAACUUAAAGAAAGAAUACAAUGGUAUUUUCUGGCAAGAAGACAUCAUUCCAUUUUUCCAGACAUUAACCCUCUCCAAGGAGUCUACUUCUGUCCAAAAAUGCUAUGUUGAACUUUCAAGGCUUGUCAAGGAAAAGCUUGGGAAAAUAGAUCCUUAUUUCCUUAAGCUUUCAGAUGCGAUGGUCACUUGGAUUGAAGCUUGGGACGAGCUCAACCCAGCUUCUAAAGAUUCUUCCAAAAUUCCCAAUGGCACUUCCAAAUGAAAAUGUCACUCACUAAUUGUGACAUUUUAGUUUCAAGUAUUAAUAGUCUUCGAUUUACUUAGUUUUGCAGUUGCAUUGUUUUAAUAUUUCCUCUUGGACUUCUAGGUUUAGUCAAAUUAAUAAGGGGAUGAUAUCAGUAGAUAUGAUCCUCCUCCAUUGUUUUUUAGUAGACUGCUAAGAGCCACAAUGUAGGGCUUGUAUACUGGUUUACCCUAGAUUUCUAGUUUUUUUUCUUGAACUUGUUAUGAGAAUGAGAUCUAGACUUCUAUUUU
Messenger RNA from Nicotiana attenuata, 1413 nucleotides. RefSeq names its product alpha-1,4-glucan-protein synthase [UDP-forming] 1-like. Lineage: Eukaryota; Viridiplantae; Streptophyta; Magnoliopsida; Solanales; Solanaceae. The transcript is spliced from 4 exons. The coding region runs from base 68 to 1141 and encodes 357 amino acids. Gene Ontology annotation, cellular component: cytosol; Golgi apparatus. Gene Ontology annotation, molecular function: UDP-arabinopyranose mutase activity. The record is from RefSeq and is a predicted model, not a curated record. Gene Ontology annotation, biological process: UDP-L-arabinose metabolic process; plant-type cell wall biogenesis.